AUGGAUGUUGAAACUCUGUGUACCAUCUUGGAAGCCCAAAUCAAGGCACAGCAGCAAAUGUUCACCGAGCUGAUAAAGCGUAUGGAAAAGAUGGCCUCCGUUUCACACCUAGCCGUUCCAACAGCACCCGUUGCCAAGGCCGAAUUCGUCUGGUACAAUCGCUACGAGGACAUCAUCUUAAAGGACGAUGCUACCCUGGACGAUGCAGCGGAAGCUCGACUAAUCGUCUCCAAACUCGAUACCGUCACACACGCCCGCUUCACGAACCACAUUCUUCCUCAAGGAGCUAGCGGUGUACCCUUAACGGACACCGUGGCUGCUCUGAUGGAAUUGUUCGGGCAUAAUACAUUGGUCAAUCAGCGCCAUGCCAUGGCUGAUUUCAACGACGUCACACCUGAACAGAUGAAAUGCCUCGUAUGGAUAUGUGGACAUUUCGCCCCGCCGGAUGCCGAUGAUGUCGCACUCCUCGAACGAUCAAGUGUACCGCAUGUCAACGUCGUGGAUUCGCAAAAGAGUCGAAAUCCCGAAGCGUAUCUCCAAUUGGAAGUGGACGAUGUCCCAAAGCGGCUACUCACUAUCAACACGCACCGUGGACUGUAUCGCUUCAACCGACUACCAUUUGGAGUGAAACCAGCUUCUGGUAUAUUCCAACAAUGUUUGGAUGCUCUCAUCGCUGGAAUAGAUGGAACUACCGCCUAUCUCGAUGACAUAUUGGUUACUGGACUACGGACUCCGCAUUCAGCUCGACAAAUGUGCUCCCUGCAGACGGAGAUCACCUUCCUUGGGUUCAUCAUCAACGCACAAAGUCCUGGAAAGACCAAAGCUAUCCAGAAGAUGCCCGCUUCAAAGGAUGUCAGUCAACUUAGCUCUUUUCUGGGACUCAUCAAUUUCUACGGAAACUUCGUCAAGGAUCUCCACAAUCUACGCGCUCCUUUGGACACUCUUACGAAAGAGGAUGUUGUCUACACCUGA
Messenger RNA from Necator americanus (New World hookworm), 972 nucleotides. RefSeq lists its product as uncharacterized. The record is from RefSeq and is a predicted model, not a curated record. Lineage: Eukaryota; Metazoa; Nematoda; Chromadorea; Rhabditida; Ancylostomatidae. Bases 1 to 972 code for a protein of 323 amino acids. The transcript is spliced from 6 exons.